AUGAAAUCGAAUAAGGAUUAUUAUAUGAAUCCAAACUUUCUACCUCAGAAAGUUACCAUGGCCCGGUUACGAGAAAUUCUGGAUACGCAUGAUAUAAGUUACACUGGCAAAGAAAAGAAAGCAGGUCUCGUAAAAAUAUUUAAUACACAAAUUCGACCACUCGUGCCAUCUUUACGAGAAAAAGAAAUGAAUAAUCAGUCAUUGAGUGAAAAUAUAGCUACGUCUUCCGGGACAUCUUCACAUUCAGAUAGACUCAUUUCUAAAGUGGCGUCUACGUCAAAGAAUAUUGAAUAUUCAAAGGUUAACGAUAAAAGUCAAAAUAAGGUGAUUUAUGGGAAAUUCAAUCCACUCGAAUUAAUAAAAUCACAAUUACCACUUCGAGGAAGGAAAAUUAUUUACGUAGCAAUAUUUGUAAUAUUAAUAUUUGGUUCAUUAAUCAAAUAUUCUAAAAUGGGAGCUGGCUUCUGUGAUAGUCAAUUACUAGAGAAUACCGAAAAUUAUUCUUUUGAGAAUAAUUGUAUUCCCUGCCCACCGUACGCCCAUUGCUCAAAUGGUAAAGUCAAUUCGUGUGAUGAAGGUUUCGAGUUAGUGUCUUCUUCUAUUCACUGGCUCAAACCAUUCACCAGUAGAUGCAUACUUGACCAUAAUCGUGAGCGAAGAGCUAAAGAAUAUACAAGACUACUUAAAAGUAUUAUUAUCGAAGAAAUUGGUAAAAAUGAAUGCGAAUGUGAUAAUCGUGAAAUUCUAUUAUUUCAGAAUCUCCUUAUUCUACUUCGUAACAAAAAAUUAGAUACUGACCAAGAUUUUAAAACUUUCGCUCAACUUGCGUUGGAAAACUUGAGAUCUGAUGAUCAUGUUAAGGUUAUCGAUGAAUCAACCGCAAACACUGAUUCGAUCUCUUCAUUUGGAACCUUAAAUACUAAAAUUUAUAAGACUAAAAUUACGUUGCUGCCGAUCGAUGAUGCGGAUUAUCUAUCCAUUAACCGAUUUUUUCUCUCGGGACUUCCUUACCGCACUAUUCUUGGAAUAUUGAAAUUAGAUAUGCCAACUAAGCUUGUAGAAGCUCAUGAAAAAUAUAAGAAACAGAAUUAUGGUAUGCUAACACAUAGGAUGUUCCAUGGCACAAGAUCUUUAUGUGAUUCCCAACGAUUUAUCACAAAUCCACGAGCUGAAUUUUGUAAAUCUGGUUGUGGUGUAUGUGGAAUCGUGCAAGAAGGUAACAAAAUAAAAUGUGCUUCUAAUCGCCACCAUAUGUGGUUUGCCAACAGUUCAUCAACAUCAUAUAAUUAUUGCAACACAUCUCUUAUGUAUAGUUGUUAUAAUGACAAAUAUUAUUCAACUACAAAUGCAAUGUUUGUUGUCGAUGUUGUUGCUAGAUAUUAUGAAUCAGUUCUCAUAGUUGAACGUGAAGAGGCUGCUAUACCAAAAUAUCUUAUCUUAUUUCAAUGA
This is a messenger RNA of Dentiscutata erythropus, 1449 nucleotides long. The record is from the annotation of a GenBank genome assembly. Lineage: Eukaryota; Fungi; Glomeromycota; Glomeromycetes; Diversisporales; Gigasporaceae.